AUGGGGUGUGUCAAAAAACUCUUGCUUCCGGCCAUUUCUCUGUUUUUGUCGAGCCAAACAGAAUGCUUUUCCUUCAACGAUUCACCACGAAUGACUGUCACUCGAACCCUCCAAAUCCAUGAUGCCAGGAGUUUUCCCCCGUUUCAGUUAUACGCAACAGCACCCGCUGAGAUGGAGACACCAUCGGCCCCUUCUCUGGUCGAACCUAUUGCGGAUAACUCUUAUUCCAAUAAUCCCAUCAAACGCAUCAAACACCUGAUUACGAAUCUCAACGCCAACGAUGAAAAAACCAAUCUCCAUGAGAAAAGUCUGAAAGCAACGGGAGGAGUCUGGAAAACAAAGUUCUUGGGUAAACCAGCGUACGGUGUAUCCGCGUAUAUCCCAGAAAUUACCAAGAACCUUACCAAAGCUGAGUCCCAAGGAUUGUUGAUUUCCGAUUGGCCCGAAUCUGUCUUGAAUACACUGGGACACUCGUCCUUGGUUGCCGGCAACGCAGCCAGUGACAAAGGUCGCAAAGUUUUCUUGGAAGCCAUGUCGACAAGAAGCAUCUUAGGUCAAUCCUUAUCUGGGGUUGAGGAGACUGUCGACGCCAUGAAAAGACAUUGGCAAAGAUGUGCCGAGACUGGUGAAACCACCACUUUUGCUGACGAUGUCAGUGCGAUCACCUACAAAGUCAUUGCGGUGGCCGUAUUUGGACCGGGCAGCUUGACGGAUGGUGACAUGAAACAACUCAGAGAGUGGACCGAUACCAUAGCCAAGGGAAUGUUUUCAUUUCCCAUUGACAAACCAAUUAUCCGCAACAUUCCCUUCUUCCGACGGUAUCCAAGAGCCAUGAAAGCGCGGAGAGAAAUGAGAGAACUUAUCAUUAACAAGAUUGCUGACCGCGAGGCAGUGAUUGCUAAAAACGGCGCGGAUCAUGAGUCGGUUGGUCUGCUGGAUGCAUUCUUACUAGAAGGGGGUCUCGAAGGUGACGAGCUGUUGGACUUUUGUGUGGACAAUGUCAUUCUCUCUAUUUUCGCCGGAUAUGAUACGACGGCCAGUAUGUCCACGAACUUAAUUUUACUUUUGCACGAUUACGCUACCACAGAAGAGCUGGAGCAGAUUCGAUCGGAACUAAAUGGCUUUGACUUUCAAUCGAUCUCUGCCAGCAGUGCCCCGGUCGGGGGAAUGUUGGAAUGUGUUCCCAGCCUCAAAAGUGCCGUCUACGAAAGCUUUCGGUUUCGACCGGUGGUUGGAAGUACCUUUCGAAAAACGACGGGGCCAAUUCAAUUGGGAAAGGUGGCACUCCCUGCAAACACGACGAUUCAGUGGUCACAUUUGCAUGGCAGUAAUAGCCCAACCUUCUUUGAAACGAGAGACCGAGCAUGUCCAUUGAGGUUUCUUUCCACCAAUGAACCACCACCAUUUAUCUUUGGGUACGGCAAGCAUAAGUGUCCCGGUCAAUUCUUGGCACAUAUUGAAUUGCUCUUGGUCAUGAAGGCCUUUUUGUGCAACUUUGACUUCUCACUGAUUCCAGACCAGAACACCAAACCAACACUUCCGUUCAAUAAGCCAAAGAGUGGUCUCAAACUACAGUUGACCGCAAGAUAG
Molecule: messenger RNA, 1590 nt
Organism: Cylindrotheca closterium
Lineage: Eukaryota; Bacillariophyta; Bacillariophyceae; Bacillariales; Bacillariaceae
Source: the annotation of a GenBank genome assembly